AAAGCGGAAACGUGGAGGAAGCAACCCUGGGCAGUUCGCCCCUCCCACGUCGGCGCCGAUAGGCUGGGCCGCGCGUGGGGGCGGGGCUUCCGCUGAUGGCGCCGGGCGUGGCGGCGCGCGCCGUCCGGGUGAGAUUCGCGCCCAGCCCGACCGGGUUUCUGCAUUUGGGGGGGCUCCGGACUGCUCUGUACAACUAUAUUUUUGCCCGAAAACACCGAGGCAGCUUUAUCCUUCGACUGGAAGACACCGACCAAAGCCGGGUGGUAUCGGCAGCCUCUCAAAACAUAGAAGAUGCAUUGGAGUGGGCAGGCCUGGCACCGGAUGAGAGCCCUCGCCGGGGAGGCCCUGCUGCCCCUUACCAACAAUCCCUACGAUGUGACCUAUAUAAGAAAUACACAGACCUGCUUCUUGAGAAAGGGGCUGCCUACCACUGUUUCUGCACACCCCAGCGCCUGGAAUUAUUAAAGAAAGAAGCACUGCGCAGUCAGCAAACUCCACGGUAUGACAACAGGUGUCGUCACCUGAACCCGAAGGAGGUUGCUGAGAAGGUAUCUCAAGGCGUUGACUAUGCGGUGCGUUUUCGCCUGGAAGAGCAGUCCGACCCUUUUUGCGACCUAAUCCAUGGGUGGAGCAGGCACGAGGUGGCCAGUGUGGAAGGCGAUCCAGUGAUUUUGAAGAGCGAUGGCUUUCCAACCUAUCACCUGGCCAACGUGGUGGACGAUCACCUGAUGGAGAUCAGCCAUGUUCUGCGUGGAGUUGAAUGGCUCACCUCCACUUCCAAACACCUCCUCCUCUACAGGGCCUUUGGCUGGGAGCCGCCUCAUUUUGGGCACCUUCCACUGCUCCUGAACGAAGAUGGCAGCAAACUCUCCAAGAGACAAGGCCAUGUUUUUGUGGAGGAGUUUGCGCAAGAUGGCUAUCUGCCGGCCACCCUCCUGGAUCUCAUGACACACUGUGGCUCAGGGUUUGCAGAGAACAGAAUAGGACGGACACUAAAGGAGCUGAUUGAUGAGUUUGAUCUGAGCAGGAUCGAAAGGCACUCGGCCCUCCUGGAUUUGAAGAAACUGCCAGAAUUCAACAGGGUUCACCUGGCCCAGCAGAUUGGAGACGAGAGGCUACGGCAGAAGCUUGUGGCAGAGGUUCAGGCCUCUGUGGAGGAAGUCUAUGGCAAGCAGCUUCCGGAGAGGGAGGUCCUUGAAAAGGGUUACAUAGAGCAGGUGCUCCUGCUGAGGAGGGGCCACAUUAGCCGCCUGAAGGACUUGGUGUCCCCCAGCUAUGCUUUCUUGUGGAUCCGACCCUCUGUGCCUUCUGAGAAGCUGCAGACUCUCUCCACUGAGGCAGACCAGAUAGGAAGAGUGGUCCUCAGGCUGCUGGAAGGGCCAGUGACUCAGAGACCUGAAGAACUUGGCCAGCAACUGAGGCAGCUGCACAAGCAGAUAAAUGGCACCAAGUACAGCAGCAUGAUGAAGCUCCUCCGCCUCUCCCUCAGCGGCCUGCAGGACGGGCCCAGCGUUGCUGAGAUGAUGAUCCUGUUGGGACCCAAGGAGACCAGUGUUCGCAUUCAGGGGGUUCUGUGCAGCCAACCUGCUCUAUGAGGGAAAGGGGCAAAGGAAGGACUUCCAAGUGUGGUGGAGCUUGGGAAAAUACUUCCCGGGCUUGGGGGCAAUGCACAGAGAAUGUUUUCUGGUUUUAUAGCAGCAUGGUCUGGUGUUGAUGAAUGCUGGGUUCAAAUUUAAUAGAAAAAGGGAAAAUAUUAAUUAGCUGGAUGUAAAGCCCUGUUGAAAUUAGAUACAGAUGAGCCCUAGCAUCCUGUUUGGCAUUCCUCUUUUGUAGCUCUGGGGAAAAGGAUCAAGGAUCAAUAUCUGAAAUAUUCAGGGGUGGGAUUCAGCCGGUUCAGGCAAACUGGUAGUUCUGAGGAUCAGCUGCCCCCCCAACCCAACCACUAUCCUGUCCUAUAUUUCCUUCUUUCUGGCUCAGCUGAUUCGGCACAACUGAUUUCCAUGCCUCCGCUGUUCUACUUUCCGGGGCUGCCUUAGAAGAUAAGCAUCUGAGCUUUAAAUUGCGGUAUUUUGAGCGCUGCACGCAAGUGCGUUAGGUGCGCGUGCGAAGUGCGCACUGACCGAACCAGUUGUUAAACCGGUUGCAUCCCACCACUGGAAAAAUUAUAUAAUAGAUAUGGGAGUUGGGAAAUUAGGAUCAACCCUUUUAUUUUAGUUAAGCCCAAAUUUUCUUAAUCCGGCUGAAAGUCCAAGCUCAGCACUUUAGGCUGCAUGUCUUUUCCAAGAACAAUUGGCUUACCAGGCUGGAUCCCUCCUCCUCCUCCUCCCUGAUUUGCUAGUUUUCUAGGGGCAGGACGUUUCCCAGGGCUGGGGCUCUUGCCACCGAAAAGUUCUUUCUGCAGCUGAACCUCGUUUUUCCUCCUUCCUUCCUCACCUGUGCAAGGUGAGAUUGGGUCCUGAACUCUAAGCUUUAAUCAAUAAAGACUUUCACAUUGUGA
Molecule: messenger RNA, 2497 nt
Organism: Pantherophis guttatus
Lineage: Eukaryota; Metazoa; Chordata; Lepidosauria; Squamata; Colubridae
Gene: EARS2
Product: glutamyl-tRNA synthetase 2, mitochondrial
Biological process (GO): glutamyl-tRNA aminoacylation
Cellular component (GO): mitochondrion
Molecular function (GO): ATP binding; tRNA binding; glutamate-tRNA ligase activity
Source: RefSeq, a predicted model, not a curated record